AUGUCCAAAAUGGGAAAGAAGAACGACUUCUCGGAGAAGCUGAUGAUCAGCGCCGACGGUCAGCUGAAGGCAUCCCAAAAGAUCCCUCAGAUUGCUAGACCAUUUGUCAGCGAGAAGGCAUUGAAGUACCUCGACAUCGUCGAGAAGUUUGUCGAAGAAGAAUGUAUUCCCGCCGACGCCGUAUUCCAACAACAGAUUGGCGACUCAACAGCUGAACGCUUCAGCGGCCACCCCGCCAUCAUCGAGGACCUCAAGAAGCGUGCAAGAGAGCUAGGACUGUGGAACAUGUUCCUGCCAAAGAACCACUUCAAGGAGGGUGCUGGCUUCAGCAACCUCGAAUAUGGCCUCAUGGCCGAGUACCUGGGCAAGAGUCGUACCGCCUCCGAGGCCACCAACUGUGCUGCUCCUGACACUGGAAACAUGGAGGUGCUGGCCAAGUACGGCACACAGGCUCAGAAGGACAAGUGGCUCAAGCCCUUGUUGGAAGGCGAGAUCCGCUCUGCAUUCCUCAUGACCGAGCCUGAUGUCGCCUCGAGUGAUGCCACAAACAUCACUCUUGACAUCAAGCGUGAGGGCAAUGAAUACGUCCUCAAUGGAUCCAAAUGGUGGUCAUCAGGCGCCGGUGAUCCUCGCUGCAAGAUCUACAUCACAAUGGGCAAGACCGACGCAAACAACCCCAGCCCCUACAAGCAACAGAGUGUCGUCCUCGUGCCGGCAGACACCCCUGGAGUCACCAUCCACCGCAUGCUCGGUGUCUUUGGCUACGAUGACGCUCCUCACGGUCACGGACACAUCUUCUUCAAGAACGUCCGUGUUCCGCUAGAUCACAUCGUCCUGGGCGAGGGCCGUGGUUUCGAGAUUAUCCAGGGUCGUCUAGGCCCUGGCCGUAUUCACCACGCCAUGAGAAGCAUCGGCGCUGCCGAGAAAGCUCUGGAGCUCUUCGUCGCUCGUGUCAACGAUCCCCGCAAGAAGGCCUUUGGCAAACUCUUGAACGAACACGGUGUAAUGAUUGAGCGCAUUGCCAAAUCGCGUGUCGAGAUUGACUCGGCUCGCCUCUCAGUCCUGAAUGCCGCAAUCACGAUCGACACCAAGGACGCCAAAUUCGCCCUCAAGGAGAUCGCCGAGGCUAAGAUUCUGGUUCCUACCAUGGCUCUGAAAGUCAUUGACCGUGCCAUCCAGGCUUACGGUGGUGCUGGUGUAUCACAAGACACACCAUUAGCAAACAUGUAUUCUCAAGGCAGAACCAUGAGGAUCGUAGAUGGUCCUGAUGAGGUGCACUUGUUGCAAUUGGGUAGAAACGAGAACAAGAGAGGUCAGUUCUUGUUGAGCAGACUAGCGUGGCAGAAGAAGAAGAGUGAGGAAAUGGCUGCAAAGCAUGGUAUGCAGCUCAGGGAUGUGUUGCAGUUGGACCGUGUCAUGGGCGAGAAGGCCAAGCUCUAA
Molecule: messenger RNA, 1440 nt
Organism: Aureobasidium namibiae CBS 147.97
Lineage: Eukaryota; Fungi; Ascomycota; Dothideomycetes; Dothideales; Saccotheciaceae
Product: acyl-CoA dehydrogenase NM domain-like protein
Exons: 5
Coding region: 1-1440 (479 amino acids)
Molecular function (GO): oxidoreductase activity, acting on the CH-CH group of donors; flavin adenine dinucleotide binding
Source: RefSeq, a predicted model, not a curated record